Messenger RNA from Volvox carteri f. nagariensis, 1788 nucleotides. RefSeq lists its product as uncharacterized. The transcript has a single exon. Bases 230 to 1177 code for a protein of 315 amino acids. Gene Ontology annotation, biological process: peptidyl-serine dephosphorylation; mitotic cell cycle. NCBI's taxonomy places the organism in Eukaryota, Viridiplantae, Chlorophyta, Chlorophyceae, Chlamydomonadales, Volvocaceae. Gene Ontology annotation, molecular function: protein serine/threonine phosphatase activity. The record is from RefSeq and is a predicted model, not a curated record. Gene Ontology annotation, cellular component: cytosol.
UCUUUUAUUCUGGAACCUUUCCCAAUGCAGUAAAAUUCUAUAACUCUGACUAGCGUGGCAAUACAGGAACCGUGAGGACUACCUAGCUAUCGAACAGUGCUUUGGCCUGCGCUGAGGUGCGGACUAGGGCAUCAGACGAGGAAAAACGCUUCGUUUCUGUUGGUCUUGAACAGCAGUCGCCGGAGUUAUUCUUCUAGUGAGGCACCCUCGGAAACGCGGGUCUGCAGGCAUGUUGAACAUGAUCCUUACACAGCAGGAAGCUGCUGUGCGGGAUGGCCAAAUUGCGCAACUCAGAGAGUGCAAAGUGUUGGCAGAGGAGGAGGUCGUAGAGCUCGCGGCUAAGUGCAAGGAGUUGCUGCAGCAGGAGCAGAACGUUACACAUGUGCGAGCACCAGUGGUGGUUGUGGGGGAUACGCAUGGGCAGUUCCACGACCUGAUGGAGAUUUUCAAGAUUGCUGGUCAGGCACCGGACGCAAACUAUCUGUUUCUGGGAGACUACGUCGACCGCGGUUAUUACUCUGUAGAAACGGUGUGCACGGUCAUUGCGUUAAAGGUGCGCUACCCCAGCCGCAUUGUUAUGAUCCGUGGCAACCACGAGAGCCGCCAGAUUACCCAGGUCUACGGCUUCUACGAGGAGUGCCUUCGCAAAUAUGGCAGCGCCAAGGUCUGGCAGGUUCUAACGGAUUUAUUCGAUUAUCUUCCGCUGGCCGCUGUUAUUGAGAACCAACUGUUCUGCCCUCACGCUGGCCUGUCGCCGUCGAUGGACACGCUCGACCAAAUCAAUCAAAUACAUCGCUUUGAGGAGGUUCCGCACGAGGGUCCUAUGUGCGACCUUCUAUGGUCGGACCCCGACGACCGUAUGGGCUGGGGCAUAUCGCCGCGCGGCGCUGGCUACACGUACGGGCAGGACAUUUCAGAGCACUUCAACCACGUGAACGGCUUGAAGUUCAUCAUUCGCGCGCACCAGCUCGUUUCGGAAGGCUUCUUGUGGCAGCACGAGGGUGCGGUUGUGACCGUCUUCAGCGCGCCAAAUUACUGCUACCGGUGCGGGAAUAAGGCAGCCAUCGUUGAUAUUGACGAGAACAUGAACCACAAAAUUAUUCAGUUCGACCAUGCGCCGCCGAAGGGCGCGGGAAUAACGGAGGUGAAGCGCUCAGUUCCUGACUACUUCCUGUGAGCGGGUGACGGCCCCUGUGUGUGAGAUGGGCGUGGGGGUGGAAUGGGUGAGUGGACGGCGUGCCAUUGCGCGCCGUGGGGGCAUCCCUGCACGCCCUUGUUGGAGGAAGAGUUGUGAUUUGCAAGUCAGGAUCCGUACUUGGAUUGCGAUCUGUGGCAAGGGCUUUCUGGUGGGCGUCACCGUGUGCGUGCUGCAUGUGCGGUGCUAGCAGGUGGGCGGUGGCACCGUGCGCGUGCAUGUCGAUGAGUGCUUACGCGUGUAUUAAGAGACUUGGACAGGUGCUUCGGUCAUGGCGCUUUUGCACAUGACUGGCGGGUCCCCAGACAAUGUUUUCUUGGGCUGGUUAGUACGUGGACCUGCACAUUCUUUUUCGUCGGGCGGUAGUUUGGUGGUGUCAGUCGUUGUGCUCUGGGUAACAUUAGGGGGUAACAGCUGACAUCAUCAUUGGUUGAGGCGCACUUACGUUGGUGUGCUCCUAUGUACAUGAACUCUUGUAUUGACGACUGCUGCCGGCUAGGCAGCUGCGAGUCAGGCAUGGGCCUACACGUGAUGCCUGAUGCUUGCAGUCGCUGCUUCGACGAAUGCGCGGCGCUUUCAACCUACUGAAAGGC